Penicillium macrosclerotiorum is the source of this 1560-nucleotide messenger RNA. RefSeq names its product flavin-containing monooxygenase. NCBI's taxonomy places the organism in Eukaryota, Fungi, Ascomycota, Eurotiomycetes, Eurotiales, Aspergillaceae. The coding region runs from base 1 to 1560 and encodes 519 amino acids. The transcript has 2 exons. The record is from RefSeq and is a predicted model, not a curated record. Gene Ontology annotation, molecular function: flavin adenine dinucleotide binding; NADP binding; N,N-dimethylaniline monooxygenase activity.
AUGGCGGUCCCCCAGUCGACCAUCCCGGCAAUCAUUCGACGCCCCUUUGUUCAGAGCUUCACCUGGCUGUAUCUUCUUCUGCAGGCAGUACUGAAUUAUCUCUUCGCCCCUAUUCCCCCUCCCCCAGCGACAAAGAACCUAUCCGCUCCGCGGAAGCGCGUUGCGGUCAUCGGCGCUGGGUUGACGGGAGUCUCAUCUGCAGCGCAUUGCGUGGGCCAUGGAUUCGAUGUCCAAAUUUUCGAGUCCAGGGCUCAGAACGAGGGGCUUGGUGGAAUCUGGAGUAGAGUCAAUUCGACCUCCGGACUGCAGGUGCACAGCUUGAUGUAUCGGUUCCACCCCUCAGUUCACUAUGACACCGCCUACCCAGCUCAGGGACAAGUCCGUGAGCAGAUCGUGGAUCUGUGGAAACGGUAUGAUCUAGAACGACGGACGGUGUUUGACACGCGCGUCAUAUCGGUUCAGAAGACCAAGAAUGGACAGUGGAUUAUCAACCAAGACGAAGAUCAGUAUGGCCAGUUUGACGGCGUCGUCGCCGCCGUGGGGGUUUGCGGGGACCCCCAGAUGCCAACGCUACCCAACCAGGAUAAGUUUCAAGGACAAAUUUUCCACUCCUCCAAUCUCGAUGGCAAGGAUGCCAAGGGCAAGAAGAUUUUGAUCGUGGGUGGGGGAGCUAGUGCGAUUGAAGCGCUCGAGUUUGCUGUCAAGUCGGGUGCUGCUGAGAUCGAUGUGCUCUCCCGGUCCGACAAAUGGAUUAUCCCUCGCAAUGUGUUGGUUCAAUCUUUGUUGGCCCUCAAUGUUUUCGGUCAAGAAACUUUCCUGUCCUGGAUUCCAGAAUGGUUGCUGCGCAAGUUCUUCUACCGGGACCUUCAGGACAUUGCCCCGACCGAUGAUGGGAUCUUCACCCAAACGCCCAUGGCCAACUCGGAGCUCUUUGAUCAGAUUCGCCAAGGUAAGGCGCACUGGUUGCGGGGUGAUAUUGUGUCGGUGGAAGAGAAGGGUGUACUCUUUAACCAUCGAGCGCAUGGCGUGCCCAAGGGUGGACCAGGCAAGGAGCAGUUGGUCGAAGGCGACAUCAUCGUCAUGGCGACCGGAUUCAAACGGCCCUCGCUCACCUUCCUGCCCGAGGAGGUCUUUGAAGAGCCAUACGGUCCACCCAACUGGUACCUCCAAGUGUUUCCACCCAAGUACCCUGACAUCUGUGCCAACAACAGCACAUACAUCGAUGCAAUCGGGACCGUGGGAAACAUGCACAUCGGAAUCUACACGCGGUUCUUGAUGAUGUUCAUGACCGACCCCUUGACGCGACCCACGGAAGAAUGGAUGAAAAUGUGGAUUGAUUUCACGCGGUUUAUGAAGCGAUUGGCACCUACCCGGGCCUUUCACUUUUUCACCUACGCCGAACUAUUCUACUGGUACAUUUUUGUCUUGCUCAUUAACCCGUUCCGCUGGAAGUGGGCUCUGUUUGUCUUCUUUGGCAUAGGCCAUGGCCUGCCGCUGAUAGUGGUGGAACAGGAGAACCUAUUUCGUAAAGAGCUACGGAAAGAGCGAAAGGUCCAAUAA